UUGGAAGCCUGCAGCCCCUGCAGUCUGCAUACUACGGACUACAACUCCCGACACACACCGGAAGGCCGCGCAGUAAUUACGAGCAACCAACCGUGCCCCAGAAACGCAAGCCCCGCCCCCAAAUCGGGGGGCGGAUUCCGCCAAUGGCAGAGCUCCCAGCGCGGAGCCUGCGGGUUAGGUUGUGAGGUCCGGGCCGGGGGCGGGGAGGAGCCGAGGGGUUUCAGAGAGAGCUCGGCCGCUGGGUGGGUUGGGGCGUUCCGCGCGCCCUUCAUUGAAGCGGCGGUGGCCGGGCUGGGCGCCGGGAGUGGGAAGCGACGGCGUGGCUGGAAAAUGCCGGUCCAUUCCAGAGGGGAUAAGAAAGAGACGAACCAUCACGAUGAGAUGGAGGUGGACUACGCCGAAAAUGAGGGGAGCAGCUCCGAGGACGAGGACACUGAGAGCUCGUCGGUCUCUGAGGAUGGAGAUAGCUCAGAAAUGGAUGAUGAAGACUGUGAAAGAAGAAGAAUGGAAUGUUUAGAUGAAAUGUCCAAUCUUGAAAAACAGUUUACAGAUCUCAAAGAUCAACUUUAUAAAGAACGAUUAAGUCAGGUGGAUGCAAAACUGCAAGAAGUCAUAGCUGGAAAAGCACCAGAAUAUUUGGAACCACUGGCAACUUUGCAAGAAAAUAUGCAAAUUCGUACAAAGGUAGCAGGAAUCUAUAGAGAGCUCUGCUUAGAAUCUGUAAAGAACAAAUAUGAAUGUGAAAUUCAAGCUUCUCGCCAGCAUUGUGAGAGUGAAAAGCUUUUGUUAUACGAUACAGUCCAGAGUGAGCUGGAGGAGAAGAUAAGAAGGCUUGAGGAGGACAGGCACAGCAUUGACAUUACCUCAGAGUUGUGGAAUGAUGAACUUCAGUCAAGAAAAAAGAGAAAGGAUCCUUUCAGUCCUGACAAAAAGAAGCCAGUUGUUGUCUCAGGUCCAUAUAUAGUUUAUAUGCUACAAGAUCUUGAUAUUCUUGAAGACUGGACAACAAUUAGGAAGGCAAUGGCUACACUGGGUCCACACAGAGUGAAAACAGAACCACCUGUGAAACUGGAAAAACAUCUGCACAGUGCUAGAUCUGAAGAGGGAAGACUAUAUUAUGAUGGUGAAUGGUACAUACGUGGACAGACAAUAUGUAUUGAUAAAAAAGAUGAAUGUCCUACGAGUGCCGUAAUUACAACAAUUAACCAUGAUGAAGUUUGGUUUAAGAGGCCUGAUGGAAGCAAAUCUAAGCUUUACAUUUCCCAGCUACAGAAAGGAAAAUAUUCAAUUAAACAUUCGUAAUCAUGAUUUAAGUGUUAUCUAAAUCUACCUUAUUAGUGUUACCAACUGUGAUUUGCCAAGGGAGUAAAAAAAUGUAUUCAAUAACUUAAUAUUCUCAUCAAAUCCUGAGAGAAUGUGUAUUUGUAGGUAGUACUCUAAGUAGAUCUCCUAUUGAUAUGUUAUUAAAAGAAAUACUAAUAACAAUUUAAUCA
Molecule: messenger RNA, 1493 nt
Organism: Marmota flaviventris (yellow-bellied marmot)
Lineage: Eukaryota; Metazoa; Chordata; Mammalia; Rodentia; Sciuridae
Gene: Brms1l
Product: BRMS1 like transcriptional repressor
Source: RefSeq, a predicted model, not a curated record